This is a messenger RNA of Dicentrarchus labrax (European seabass), 1175 nucleotides long. RefSeq names its product sodium/potassium-transporting ATPase subunit beta-1-interacting protein 3-like. The transcript has 6 exons. Gene Ontology annotation, biological process: regulation of sodium ion transport. The coding region runs from base 202 to 789 and encodes 195 amino acids. The record is from RefSeq and is a predicted model, not a curated record. Lineage: Eukaryota; Metazoa; Chordata; Actinopteri; Moronidae.
CCGUAGACACACACAGGGACAGCCUCUACGUGCUUCCCCCAUGAAGUGCGCUGUGCGUUUCCUCACACGUCUGGCAAUGGACCUAAAGCUCCUCAGGGUCUUCCCUUGUGUUUGAGCCAUCUAAAAACAGUUUGUCCACUGUUGUUGUCCUCAUCCUCCUCAUCUUCAUCAGACCCAGCGGGAGCAGAGAGGAGGAAGAAGAUGGGGUGCUGCUCUGCACGAUGCACGCUCAUCCUCCUGUGUUGUCUGCAGUUGGUAACUGCGCUGGAGAGGCAGGUGUUUGACUUCCUCGGCUACCAGUGGGCUCCCGUCAUGAUCAACUUCUUCCACAUCAUCGUGGUCGUCCUGGGCCUGUUUGGCGUCAUCCAGUACAGAUCCCGCUACGUUAUUUUGUACCUGCUGUGGACGUUGUUGUGGGUUGGCUGGAAUGUCUUUGUUAGUUGUCUGUACUUGGAUUUGGGAGGGCUUUCAAAGGACAGCGACAUACUCACCCUGGGAGUGUCGUCGCAUCGCUCCUGGUGGAAGGACAACGGGCCGAGGUGUGAGAGCGACGGCCUUCCCUCCGCUGGGUGGCGGAAAUGGGAGCCGACCCCAGCGUUGAGCUGCUGGCUGGAGUACCAGUACGUAGAAGUCCUGCACUGCAUCGUCCAGCUCCUCGUAUCACUCCUGGGAUUUGUUUAUGCCUGCUACGUUGUCAGCACUCUCUCAGAUGAGGAAGACAGCUAUUAUAUAAUAACCGCCAAGGUAAAGGCCAAGGAGGAGCCGGGCAAGAAGGGGAGACAACUCUGAAGACCUGUUUGUCAAUAAAAACAUCUGUUACAGAUGUUGAACCUCACCGUGCACUAACUCUACACACUGUCCCGAGUAAACAGGGGCAUUUCCAGUCGCCUUUAUCGCUGCAUAUGAUGCGUUUUUUCCUCAGGCCUUUCUGUAAAACUACAUGUAACUCUACCUCUGUGUGUGUGUGUGUGUGUGUGUGUGAAAGAGAUAGACAUCACUAGAUAUGAAGCACUCAAGUGUGAUUUUUUAAAAGAUGUAAAUAAGUACCUCAUUCUUUCUGGUGUUUUGCAAAAAUGUGUAAAUUAUUAAUGUCAUUUCAAUUAGAAAAAGUGACCAUCCUAACUUGUGUGUAGUGUAUGAUAUAAUUCAGUGAAAUAAACCAUGCAUACAAUACA